CCUUUUUCAAUUAUUUCUUUUCUCCUACUUCUCAGAUUUGGAUCUCGAACUUGGUAAAGAGCUCUCUUGUACUUGUUCUUCCUUUUUCCCUCCUAGAUUUUCCAACUUGAAUAGUUUCUCAAAUCUUCAUGUUCGAUUUUCAGUUCAAGAACUCGAAUGCUUUGCAUGACUCUCACUGAGAAACUCAUUUGUUUCAACUGUUAAUUCUUGAUAUAUUUCAAAGAUUAGCAUGGAGUGCUCUAUCAAGGAUGACGUUACUCAAUUGAUAGGUAACACUCCAAUGGUUUAUCUAAACAACAUCGUAGAUGGUUGUGUUGCUCGUAUAGCCGCAAAGCUUGAGAUGAUGGAGCCUUGCUCUAGUGUCAAGGAGCGAAUUGCUUAUGGUAUGAUUAAAGAUGCAGAAGACAAGGGACUGAUUACUCCCGGGAAGAGCACAUUGAUUGAGCCUACUUCUGGUAACACCGGGAUCGGAUUAGCCUUUGUUGGGGCAGCUAAAGGUUACAAAGUUGUGCUCACAAUGCCUGAAACAAUGAGCCUUGAGAGAAAGAUCAUUUUAUUAGCACUAGGUGCAGAGGUUCACCUCACGGACACGAAAAAAGGCGUUCAAGGAUUACUCGACAAAGCCGAAGAGAUAUUAAGCAAAACUCCAGAUGGUAUCAUACUACAUCAAUUCAAGAAUCCUUCAAACCCACAAACUCAUUAUCGAACCACGGGUCCAGAGAUAUGGAGAGACUCUGCAGGAGAAGUAGAUAUAUUGGUGGCUGGUGUUGGGACUGGUGGAACCAUUUCCGGAUCAGGAAAGUUCCUCAAGGAGAAGAAUAAAGACUUAAAGGUUUAUGGAGUGGAACCUACAGAGAGUGCAGUACUCAGUGGAGGCCAACCAGGUCCACAUUUGAUCCAAGGUAUUGGAGCUGGUAUUGUACCGGACAAUUUGGAUUUCAACGUUCUUGAUGAAAUCAUUCAAGUGACAAGCGUGGAAGCUAUUGAAACUGCCAGACUUCUUGCCCUGAAAGAAGGAUUACUGGUGGGAAUAUCUUCCGGAGCUGCUGCAGCCGCUGCUAUUAAGGUGGCAAAACGGCCAGAAAACGCCGGGAAGCUCAUAGUUGUGGUUUUCCCUAGCGGUGGGGAACGUUACUUGUCGACUCAAUUGUUCGACUCAGUGAGACGUGAAGCAGAGAGUUUGACAUUUGAAUGAGGCUUAUACACAACAAACACUACCUAGCUUGGUUCGGUUUGUUUCAGGGAAGACUGAGAUGAAUCCGAUCGAACGGUCAUCGAUGCAGAUGGAACGCCUCCAUGGAUGUGGCAAGCAUACGUCUCGUAUGAAGACCAAAGCUUCCUCUUCGGACGUAAAAGUCUGCCAACGAAGAUUCCCGGUCACUCGAACAUCGCUGGCCCAUCUCAGGAAAUCGUGAGCAUCCGUUAGAGAGAACGGUCGGAGAGUAACUCUUGAGAGAUCAGUCUCCAUGUUCUCUCUGCUUUGGUUGGUGGAACUUUGACUUUGAAGGAGUAUUAUACUAUAUAUGAUUAACAUAUCUUUAUGUCCUAGUAUCAUACUUUACUCAUAAUUCUUAACAUAUAGCUCUCUAAUUUAUUUAAAUGAUGGUAAUAUAUUAAGACUUUCAUUUUUGAUAAAAACAUCAUAUUUCUGGA
Molecule: messenger RNA, 1653 nt
Organism: Brassica napus (rape)
Lineage: Eukaryota; Viridiplantae; Streptophyta; Magnoliopsida; Brassicales; Brassicaceae
Product: bifunctional L-3-cyanoalanine synthase/cysteine synthase D1
Exons: 12
Coding region: 230-1195 (321 amino acids)
Cellular component (GO): cytoplasm
Molecular function (GO): cysteine synthase activity
Source: RefSeq, a predicted model, not a curated record